Molecule: messenger RNA, 909 nt
Organism: Tympanuchus pallidicinctus (lesser prairie-chicken)
Lineage: Eukaryota; Metazoa; Chordata; Aves; Galliformes; Phasianidae
Product: fibrinogen-like protein 1-like protein
Exons: 3
Coding region: 16-894 (292 amino acids)
Source: RefSeq, a predicted model, not a curated record
CACCCGUGCAGCGCUAUGGCGAUGGGUGAGUUCUCUUUCUUUCCAACAGCUCAUUUUGUUGAGUGCUUACAGCUUCAGGCACAGUCCUGCCACACGGCAGGGGAUGCAAUAGAUCAAGCUAAGUGGCAGCAGUGGGGGACCAUGGAAGCCAGAACAGGGCUGCAGGCUGGAACACGCCAGCUCCGUGUGAACCUCAUCCUCCUGCCCGUGGCAGUGGUGAUGCUUCUUCUCUGCACCAGCCCAGUGUGCGCCACAGCCUUGGCUGGGUUCCCCGCAGACUGCAGCCACCUCACCAGCAGCAGCCCCAGCGGGGUGUACGUCAUCCAGCCGGCGCGGUCCCCCCCCCGCGUGGUGUGGUGCGACAUGGACACCGAGGGCAAGGGCUGGACUGUUGUCCAGAGGAACACUUACGACACUGAGAUCACGUGGAAAGAGUCCUGGACCACCUACAAGUACGGCUUCGGGAACGUGCAGGGCGACCACUGGCUGGGCACCGAGUACCUGCACCUGCUGACACAGCAGGGCACCUACAAGGUCCGCUUCGUCGUGCGGGACAAAGCCAACGUCACCCACUAUGCUGAGUACGACAUCUUCAGAGUGGAGAGCGAGGGCAGCGGCUACCCGCUGAGGCUGGGCCGGCUCCUGAGCAGCGGGACGGACUACCUGGCCAGCUACCACUCCUCGGGCAUCCACGACAACAUGAAGUUCAGCACGGUGGACAAAGACCAGGACCAGCACAGCGGGAACUGCGCCAGCAGCUACGGGGGGUGGUGGUACGACAAGUGCCAGAACGUCCUCCUCAAUGGCAAAAAGUACAUCCUCUGGCCAGAAAUCUGCCCAAGAGGUGACUGCACAUCAUCCCUCAUCCUGGUCAAACCCACCGACGUGUGCUGACUGUGCCAAAGGUUG